AUGUGCCAUCCAAACACGGGCAGCAGCUACCCCGGCGGCGGAGCACGCCCUGCGCGGGAUGCUCAGUGCAAACCACCGCGGGACGCUCCCUGCACAGAGCCGGCCCGAAGCAGAACACCCCUGCCCUGGCGCCGGCACAGCCCCGACAGCAGCCUCAUGCCGUGGAGCGCCGGGCAGGUGCCAAGGGCGAGGCAAAGGCCUGGGGGGCACGGCCGGGCUCGGGCUGCAACCCCCGCCCCACUCCCGCGCCCCCCGCCGCCCCUCCGCCGCGGCGGCUCCCGCACUGCCCUUGGCCGGCGCCGCGGCAGCCCGGGGGUCUCGGAGCGCUGUCCCGGGGCAGGGCGCGGCGCUGGGCCCGGCGGCCGCGGCGCCUCCCGCCGCCGUAAACACGGACACGUGGUGCUCGGCACCUCCGGGAGCCGCGAUCGCUUCCAGGUCAGCCGGACCCUGCGCCCUGCGGCGCUGCCGCCGAGCGGCUCCGCGGCUGCCCCGGCGGCGCUGCCGCUGCCCCCGGCCGGCCCGGCACGGGGAAGCUGGCCGGCAGCCCUCCAAGCCGGGCGGCUCCACGCAAGGUCCCUCCCGGGCAAGAUCCGGCCCCCGGGCGCGGUGGAGGUGACGGCCGGGAGCGGCCGCUCGGCAGGGCGAAGGGCUCCGGUUUCCCCAGCACACACCGCCAGCCGCCCCUCGGCGGGCCCCGUCCGCACCGGCUCCCCCCGGAGCCGGGGGCGCAGUGCCCCGCACUCACCGCGCUCAGGCCCCGCUCUGGCGUCCGGGCCCGGGACAGCCCGGCACGGCACGGCACGGCUCGGCUCGGCUCGGGGCGGGCACAGCCGGGCUCCCGGGCGGCCGCUUGGCUGGCUGCGCACUACAGGAAGGAGCAGAGAGCAGCUAUUUCCUUCCAAAAUGUCAGGUGCCUGCGCGGGACAGCCUGCCCCCGACUGCCGGCAGCCUCCUCUGCCGCGCUGCCUGCGGGGCGCCCGCUCUGCCCCCCGCACCUCCCCGGGGCCGCAGCAGGCACAGCCUCCGUCCUCAGCAGGGCAGUGGCACUGGGGCUGCCUGAGGGCCAGGGACGGGACCCCAGGGACGGGACCCCAGGGAUGGGACCCCAGGGACGGGACCCCAGGGACGGGACCCCAGGGAGCCAUGCAGGAGUUCGGCAUAGGGGAAGAUGGGACCCGCUCACCUGCACCCCCCAGCUUCGCUCACAGCCCCCAGCACACAGCCCUGGAGCAGAGCCUGCAGCGGGAGCACCCGGGUGAUGGACGCCGCCGGCACCGCACGGGGACGCCUCGCUCUGUCCCGGAUCCUCCCCUCGGCCCGGAACCGGGGCUCGAGCCGCCCUCCGCGGCCGCCGCUCCGGCGGGGCCCGCGUGCGAAAACCGGCCCCGCUCCGCCGGGCGAGGAGCGCCCCCGCCCCGGGAUGCGCCGCGGCACCAGGACGGGCCCGGGACGAACCCGCUGCCCCCUCGGAGCGGCCCCACUGUCGCCUCCGCCCGCCCAGGGGCCCGCGGGCCCAGCCGGGCCCCGCCGAGCCCCGCGCCCGGCCCGGCCGCGCCUGCCCGGGGUUACGAAACACCCACAGCGCCGACCGGACCGGACCGGACCGCCCGGAGCCCCAGCCCGAGCCUCGGCCCCGCUGCACCCCGCCCGGCCCUGCUGCGGAAGGCGGACGGGGUCCGGGAUCCGGGCCCGCUCGGUCCGGUCCGCUCCGGUCCCGGCGGCGAUGAUGGCUCCGCGCUCCCGCCCGCGCCCACCUGCGGCCGCGGCGGCGGCUGCGGUCCCAAGGAAAACUCCAAGCUGGCUGGAGGGGAUGUUACCAGGAGAAAUUCUUCCUUUCCAGAGGAAAAGAACACAGGAACAGUGACUGAAGCAGAGACCAAUGGAGAGGCUGCCCCUGGAUCUGCCCUGGAACUCCAUCCCAGCGAUGCCCCGAAGCGAUCUUAG
Messenger RNA from Lonchura striata (white-rumped munia), 1944 nucleotides. The record is from RefSeq and is a predicted model, not a curated record. Lineage: Eukaryota; Metazoa; Chordata; Aves; Passeriformes; Estrildidae.